This is a messenger RNA of Panthera uncia (snow leopard), 1031 nucleotides long. RefSeq names its product vasoactive intestinal peptide (gene VIP). Lineage: Eukaryota; Metazoa; Chordata; Mammalia; Carnivora; Felidae. Gene Ontology annotation, molecular function: peptide hormone receptor binding; neuropeptide hormone activity. The transcript has 7 exons. Gene Ontology annotation, biological process: negative regulation of apoptotic process; regulation of sensory perception of pain; positive regulation of endothelial cell proliferation. The coding region runs from base 314 to 826 and encodes 170 amino acids. The record is from RefSeq and is a predicted model, not a curated record. Gene Ontology annotation, cellular component: extracellular region; neuron projection; perikaryon.
CAAUUUAAUAAGAACACAAGCCCUAUUCAUCCUGUGGGAGUACUACUGUGACGUCUUUCAGAGAGCUUUGUGAUUGCUCAGCCCUAAGUGUAAGCCCUAUAAAAUGAUGGGCUUUGAAAUGCUGGUCAGAGUGGAGUGAAAGGCAGUUGCCUGCAAUAAUAGCCAACCAGUACCAAGUUCUGGUUCAGCUCUGAGAGCAGAGAACUGGUGGAAACUUUCUCGGCCUCAGAGGACUUCAGCACCUAAGACAGCUCCAAGAAUCUCCUUCGAUUAUAGAAAGCUCCCAAGGAACACUACUUGGCAAGGUACAAAGAUGGAAACCAGAAGUAAGUCCCAGCUCCUUGUGCUGCUAAUGCUGGUCAGCAUGCUCUUCUCACAAAUGUUGGCGUGGCCUCUUUUUGGAGCACCCUCUUCUCUGAGGUUAGAUGACAGAAUACCACUUGAAGGAGCAAAUGAACCUGAACAGGUUUCUUUAAAAGUAGACACUGACAUCUUGCAAAAUGCAUUAGCUGAAAAUGACACACCCUAUUACGACGUGUCCAGGAAUGCCAGACAUGCUGAUGGAGUGUUCACCAGUGACUUUAGUAGACUCUUGGGUCAACUUUCUGCCAAAAAAUACCUUGAAUCCCUUAUUGGAAAACGGGUUGGCAAUAGCAUCACAGAAGACCAGGGGCCAAUCAAGCGCCACUCUGAUGCAGUCUUCACCGACAACUAUACCCGCCUUCGAAAACAAAUGGCUGUAAAGAAGUACUUGAACUCCAUUCUCAAUGGGAAGAGGAGCAGUGAGGGAGAAUCACCUGACUUUCCCGAAGAGCUAGAAAAAUAAUGGAAAAGCCCUUGGAAGAAAGCUGUUGACAGCUUCCCAGUGAACUCGUGAAGGAAAACGAUAGGCGAAGUGAUUAUAUUUUGAGUUCUACAUAAGUAAUUCAAGAACACAACUUCAGUAUCAAAACCAAAUAAAAUAUAUAGUGUCGUGAAUGUUGUGAUUUGCUUCAUCCUGAUGUAAUAACUGUGAUGUUUACACUGUAAAU